Mytilus californianus (California mussel) is the source of this 8472-nucleotide messenger RNA. RefSeq lists its product as uncharacterized. The transcript is spliced from 10 exons. The record is from RefSeq and is a predicted model, not a curated record. The coding region runs from base 260 to 8455 and encodes 2731 amino acids. Lineage: Eukaryota; Metazoa; Mollusca; Bivalvia; Mytilida; Mytilidae.
GUUGUCGAAACUGUUUCUUUCUUACCUGAACUGUGUUUCAAUGAUUUAUGAAAAAAGUAAAUUAAGGAAGACAUUAACUAUUUUAUAGUGUGGAAGUACACUUUGGAAUAAUUCGGUAGCUCUGAGGAACAACCAUGACAGUUGUCAUUCUUUUGUAAAGGUUUAAAACGUGUCACCCUAUGAUAUCAUCGUUGUGGAUCGCAAACAUAAUUAUGACAGGAACUAUUAAAGGUGACAAUAUUUGAGUUUUCUUGUUGACAUGAACAGAGACAAUGAUGACACUAUCACAUCAACUGAGACAACGCAUUGGAAAAACACAUCAGAUCAGAAUUGGCUGCCAUUGGAAACUGAUGAGGAAAUCCAAUUAAAAAGCCCAACAUGUAAAGAAAAUAGAAGCAUUGGUGAAGAUGAAAACAAAACAAAAUGCAAUACUAGGAAUGAAGGUCAGGAGGUCAAACCUGUACAUUGUGACCAAAACCAGGACCAGAUUUUGUCAGAAUUAAUAAAUGAUGAACAGUUGAUCAGUACAAAUUCUAAACAAGAAAGAAAUAAUUCUAAGGAAAUCAUUUACAGUAAGCCUGGCGUCCAACAGGCAGAUAGCAGCGCUGACAUCCAACAGGCAGGUAACAGCACUAAUGUCCAACAGGCAGGUAACAGCACUAAAGUCCAACAUGCAAUAACUCGAAUUGAUGUCCAACUGGCAGGUAAAAGUACUGAUGUCCAACAGGCAGGUAAAAGUACUGAUGUCCAACAGUCAAGUAACAGUACUGAUGUCCAGCAGGCAGGUAAUAGUACUAACAUCCAACAGACAGGAAACAGCACUGAUUACCAACUGACAGGAAACAGCACUGAUGUCCAACAGGCAAGUAACAGCAUUAAUGUGCUACAGGCAGGUAACAUCAAUGACAUCCUACAGGCAGGUACCAGCACUGCAGUCCAACAGGCAGAUAACAGCACUGAUGUCCAACAGGCAAAUAACAGCACUGAUGUCCAACAGGCAAUAACUGGAAUUGAUGUCCAACAGGCAGGUAGCAGCACUGAUGUCCAACAGGCAGAUAUUAUCACUGAUGUCCAACGGGCAGAUAAUGGCACUGACCUCCAACAGGCAGAUAAUAGCACUGAUGUCCAACAGACAGGAAACAGCACUGAUUUCCAACAGACAGGUAACAGCACUGAAAUCCAACAAGCAGGUAACAGCACUGAUGUCCAACUGGCAGGUAACAGCAGUGAUGUCCAACAGGCACAUAACAGCACUGAUGUUAAACAGGAAAAUAACAGCACUGAUGUCCAACAGGCAAAUAACAGCACUGAUUUCCAACAGGCAAAUUACAGCACUGAUGUCCAACAGGCAGGUAAUGGUACUGACAUCCAACAGGCAGGUAUCAGCACUGACAUCCAACAGGCAGGUAACAGCACUGAUGUCCAACAGGCAGGUAACAGCACUGGUGUCCAACAGGCACAUAACAGCACUGAUGUCAAACAGGAAAAUAACAGCACUGAUGUCCAACAGGCAAAUAACAGCUCUGAUGUCCAUCAGGCAAUAAUUGGUAUUGAUGCCCAACAGACAGGUCACAGCACUGAUGUCCAACAGGCAGGAAACAGCACUGCUAUCCAACAGGCAGGUAACAGCACUGAUGUCCAACAGGUUGGUAACAGCACUGAUGUCCAACAGGCAGGUAACAGUAAUGAUGUCCAACAGGCAGGCAACAGCACUGAUGUUGAACAGGCAGGUAACAGUAAUGAUGUCCAACAGGCCAAUAAACAAGUAGGUAAUAUUCAACAACAAUCAUUUCAAAGUCAAACCCUCCAACAACAACAAAAUGAUGGCGAAGACCUUCAACUAAAACCAAUAAUCAGCAUUGAUAACCAUUUACAAUUGAGUAACAACCAACAGGAACCAACUAAUGCCAUUGACUUUCAGGAACAAUUGGUCAAUACUAACAGCAUUCAACAACAACUACUUGACAACACUAACAUCCAACCACAACAUAAUGACAACAGUUGUACCAAACAACAACCAAUUGAAAACAGUAAUGCCAAACAACAACCAAUUGGCAACAGUGACAUUCUGGAACAAUCAAGUUACACCAGUAACACCAUACAACAAUCAAGUGACCUAAAUGACACCCAACAACAACCAGGGAACAACAGUAACAAUCAACAACAACCAAAUGACAAAAAUAACACUAAGCAACAAUCAAAUGAUAAAAAUUGCACCUCACAACAACCUAGAGAUGAAAUAAUUGCCCAACAACAGCCAAAUGAUAGCAGCAAUGCCAAGCAACAGCCAAGUAACAACAAAAAAAUCCAACAACAGCCAAAUAACAACAGUAACAUCCAACAGCAUCCAACUGAUAACAUUGACAUUGAACAACCAUCAUGUAGAAUCAGUGACAUUAAACAACCAAAGAACACUGUACAAGAUGGACAGAAAAUAAUGCUAACAGGUUUCCAAGACAGUGAUAUCCUGAAGGAAACAAUUGAAAAGGACAAUGAAAAACUGAUGAUAAUAACAACUGAUGACCAUGAUAGAGAUAACAGGAACACCCAACAGCAAUUAGAUGAACAACAUGAUGACACCAAAAACAUCCAACAAGAUGGUCUAAUUAGUGUGCAACAUGAUGACACCAAUGACAGCCAACAACAGUUCCAUACCAGUGAACAACCAUGUGAUACUGAGAACAACAAAUCAAAGUGCCAUACCAGUGAACAACCAUGUGGUACUGAGAACAACAAACCACAGUGCCAUACCAGUGAGCCACCAUGUGGUACUGAGAACAACAAACCACAGUGCCAUACCAGUGAGCCACCAUGUGAUACGAAGAACAACAAUCCACAAUGUCAUAACAGUGAGCAACCAUGUGAUACGAAAAACAACAAACCUCAAUGCCAUACCAGUGAACAACCGUGUGAUACUGAGAACAACAAACCACAAUGUCAUAACAGUGAGCAACCAUGUGAUACGAAAAACAAAAAAACACAGUGCCAUACCAAUGAGCAACCAUUUGAUGCCAAGAACAACCAACAACAGUGCUAUACCAAUGAGCAACCAUGUGAUGCCAAGAACAACCGACAACAGUGCCAUAGCACUAAGCAACCAUGUGAUGCCAAGAACAACAAAGCACAGUGCCAUACCCUAGAGCAACCAUCUGAUACUAAGGAUAACCAACAACAGUGCCAUAACACUAAGCAUCCAUUUGAUGCCAAGAACAACCAACAACAGUGUCAUACCAGUAACCAUCCAUGUAAUGCCAAGAACAACAAAGUACAGUGCCAUACUUUAGAGCAACCAUCUGAUAGUAAGGAUAACCAACAUCAGUGUUUUGUAAGCGAGGAAAAUAGUGAUACAAAGGUCAAUCAACAGUUAAGUCAAACCAGUAAGGCAGAAAGUGACUUAAGGAACCGCCAACUACAGUGUAGUCCCAAAAAACAACUGAAUGACAGCAAGGACAGCAUGCAACAAACUAGUUCCACUGAAAAACACAGCACACUUUUAGGUAAACUAAAUGCAAGGGCGAAGGACAACAUUAAGUCAUUUAAAACUGUUGAACAACAUAUGGAGGAUCCAAAUCAAAAAGAUAUCAAGGUAAUUGAAGAAUAUUAUAACAGCAAUCAAGAGCUGCCUAUUGAUUUAUCAAAUCCAAAUAAAAAGUCCAACAGUAACAAUGGAUUUCUGUUAGCACCUAAACAAGUGAAAAAGCAUACUGAGAGCAUGGCAUCCUCAAUACAUAGUCAUUCCAAUUAUCCUGAUGACAGAAUGCAACAAUCUCACGAUGAGAAAAGUUACUUGAAGAAUAUUAUUCACCAUUCUAAAAUGAAAGAUGGUCUACAGUCUAUUACCAUUCCUAAUAGUAAAAAAAGUGACAAUCUUUUACACAUUCCUAAGAGAAAAGCACAUAGAAACAGACAAAAAUAUUGUGAUAUCAGAGACAUGCAGGAACUAUAUAAGACAUACCAACAGGAAGAUGUCAGCAACUUCCAUGAGUUCAAGGUACAAGGCAAGGAUGUUCACUUUCUACAUUCACCUAAUGAACAAUUUGGGAAAAUACAAGACAACCUACAACAGAAAACUUCAGGUGGGGAUUAUUGUGUGAUGAGACAAUUAAGUCAUCCAAGUAAACAGGAAGUUGUCAUGGAUACUGAAUAUAGUGGAAGCAGUGGUCAGCAAAGUGACAGCAAUUCAGAAAAUAAACAUCAGAUAGUUACAUAUCAACGUCAACAAAGUGAAAGUUCAGAAAAUAGUCUUCAGAUCAUCAUGGAUCAGAGUACUAGUAUUGGACAUAGUGAAAGUACAAGUUCAGAAAAUAGUCUUCAGAUUGCCACAGAUCACACUGAAUUUGAAAAGCUAGUUUUUCCUGUCAAAUUAGAAAUUGAUGAACGGGUCACAUCUGAGUCUGAGAUUGAACAUCCUACCAAUCAACAAAGUGAACAUGGCACAGAGGGUGGGAUUCAGGAUGACAUUGCUCACAAAGAGAAUAUAAGUAUUUUGUUUGUUUGUAACACCUGUUUGAGAGAGAAGAUGACCACAGCUACUUUUCCAAAUGGUCAAACAUUAGCUAGGCACGCCAUACUGGUACACCAUCCUCUUCCUAACCUGACCGGACCAUAUUUCCAGUUCACAUGUCACACUGAAGACUUCAAUUACUAUUGCAUUCCAGUUGUACAGGAAAAGCUUUAUCCAUGUAAAUUUGGAAACUGUACUGAAACAUAUACAUGUGCCAGACUUCUGAGAAACCAUGUGUCUGAACAUCACACAAAGAGACAACUAGUAUUUGACUAUAAAAAAUGUCAGUACAGGCAUUGUGAAAGACUAUUCUCCAGCCAGGAGUCUAGAAAACAGCAUGUUAGAGAAUUUCAUAUAGAUCACAGUAUAAAAAGAGAGGAUGGAUAUGGUGCUUUAUGGAUUAUAAAGAGCUCACCAAACGACAAGUUAGGGAACAAGCAAGGGAUGCACAAAAAUGAACGCAUCCAUGAAAAUUGUUUUCAGGAAAUCAGGAACUUCUUUGUGGAAGUUUACGAGGUCACACGAAUAAUUGUCUCUUCUGGUGAUUACUUUGUAUCGUUUUGUGAAAACUGUGCAUACUAUGAUGCUCCAAGAGAUUUUGACGUACUAAAAUAUGGCAAAUUGUGUAAAGAUGAGAAACAGUGUGAUGUCUCUUACGUAUGUCGGGAGAUCAAAAGUGCGUAUGGAGAUUUUAUUGUUGAUAUCAACAAUGUUAAAAGCAGAAUGUUGAAUAGUGGGGUUUUAUUUCAUGAUUUUCAUUUCGGUUGUUGUAUUUUUAUUGAUGAUGUUGAAACCCGAUCAGAAAUCAAGGAAGACAAUGGUGAAAAAUCAAUGGAUUCUGAAAUUGAUAUACCUAUAUUAAAAAAGAUUAAACCAACAAAAAAUGAAUUACAAAAAUCUAUUUCUGAAAAUAUUAAACCAAAAGAUGUGGAAGCUGACAUUGGAGAUUUGGUUUUUUUGUAUGGUAAACCUAAUCCUAACUAUUCUCCAGCCUGUCCUGAAACUGUGGAAGAUAAUUUAGACAGUCCAGAAGGGGAGAUAAUUUACCAUGAUGAAAAUGAUCAAGAUAAUUAUGCUGUUUUAAGUUGUGAUGCAUUUCCAAGUGAGUUGAACAGUUCAGCAGAACCAGCUGAAGAAGAUAUAGACAGGAAAAAUGUCAUAAAAGUUGAAAGUUAUUGGGAAGAAUUUGGUGAUGAUUCUAUAAAAAGAAGUUUAAACAUUUCCACAGAUGAUCAAACAGUUAACAGAAGUAUGAAGCCAGAACCUAUUAAUGAAGAAAUGGUUCUGACUGAAAAUGUGAAACAGGAAAAAGUCAAUAGUGGUAAAACUAAAUCAGAUAAAAUUAGGUCAUCAAAGUCUUCGAAGAAGGGAGGUAGUAAAAACAUGAAAAAACCAUCCCAAACCGAGGAAAAUAAAGUUCAUACUUGGAAAGAAGAGGAAAUAGGGAGUUGUAUUUCAAUACCAGAUUCACAUUUGGUAACAAGUGACUUCUUAUCUGAAAUCUCAGAAAAUUUCAUUGACAGUGGUUUGAAUGUAGUAGAAGAUACAUAUAGUAAGGUUCAGAAGUCCUCUGAUGUUAUCUGUGAUACACUGGAAGGGGGAUCUACCAGUAUAAAAAAAGAUCCAAAGUCUCAAAAGAGUUUAAACAAAGAUUCCAAGUCUCAAAAAUGUUUUAUUGAAGAUUCCAAGUCUCAAAAAUGUUUAAACAUUCCUAGUAGUGGUGGUAGUGCCUUCAAAAGGAGUUUGAGUGUACCUCCGGGUGACAAAUCCGUUAAACAAAGAGAGAAAAAGCAAAAAAUAAAUGAUAAACAAAACAAAUUCUCUUCCAAAUGCUCAAGUAGUAGUGAACAGAAUAGUGCUAAAGAGGAAAAGAAAGAAACGUUCAGUAAAAAGCCUUAUGGUUCAUUGCUUAAUAUUGAAGGAAUUAAAACCAACAAAAAAAGCAAAAUCACUGGCCGUUAUUCAUAUGGAGAUGUUAUUGCAAUUAAAGUGGACAAAAGUGGAAGAAAUCAGUCUCAAAGGUUGUUGUUAGAUGAAACACAAAAAAGUCAUUUAAAAAAUCAAAUUGAUGAUACAGAUGAUGAUGAUGAUAUUAUAGAACUAGAUAUUGGUAGUACUAGCAAGGUCAAACUCAACAGAAGUCAAAGUGAAAAUGAUAUCAGUAAAAAUGUACAUCACGAUAUAAUAGAAAUAGAUGUAGAUCACAAUCACAAAAACUCUCAUAGCAGAAAUGUAUAUAAGGAUGAUAUAAUUGUUAUAGAUACCGGUGAGAAUCUCGAAGACAUGCAUAAUAUAAAAGGACAUUCCAAUGACAAUCCUGUACACCUACAUAAAAGGAAAAGACACUCCAAUGACAAAACAGAUUUAGAUAUCGGUGACAAUAUUAGAAAGUCAUAUAAUGAAAGUAGAAUGUCACUUCAUAACUCAAAUCUUAAUAAUGGGAAAAACAAAAGUACCAAAACACUCAAGUCACAUGACGAAGUGAUACAAAUUGAUAAUGAUGAUGACGUCAUGUCACAUGACCUGUAUACUAAUCAUAAAAAACUAAAAAAAGAUGAAAUGUUAGAUGAUUCUGACGAUACUGAUGAUUAUACUCAUGAAGAGUACAGUGUACAGUCUCCUUCUGAUUUUAAAACAAAAAAGGAUUCUUCAAUCAAAUUUAAAGAGAAAAAUUGGAAAUUGUCUGACAAAACUGAUUGUCAAAAUAGGAAAUUUCUGGACAGCAAAAGAAAACAGGUUGAUAAAAGUAAUCACAAAAUUGAUCAUACCAAGAAAAAAUCUCAACCUUUUCAACAGAAAAAGAAAUUUUGUGAAUGGAAAUUUCCGAAGAAAACUAAUCUUUCAAGUUCCAAAGUUAAAAAAGAAACAAAUUCUGUGAUUGAAUUAAAUUCUAUGCAGAAUGUCUGUGAUAAUAUAAAAUCUGAAUCAUUCCAAAAACAUUUGUCACAUGGUGAAAGUUUGGUAAAUGAGGAAGGCACUGUAAAUGAAAAUGGAUCUGAUUUAAAACAUGAAAAAGAAAAAUGGGUGGUAGAGGGACAUGAAAUUAAGGAUUGUAAAAUUAAAGUUUUUAAAUUAGAUGACAGCGAUGUGGAUUAUGUUUGUCAGGAACUAAAAUCAGGACAUAAAACAAAUUAUGCAAAUUACCUUUAUUCUAUGCAGAAAUUAGAUGCACGUAAUUUUGAUCAACUAAUGAAUGGCUGCUUAAAAUUAGAUAUGAAGCCUAGAAGGUUGAAAAGAAUUGUAGAAAUUUGUAAAAAAUUGUUUGAGAUGAAUAAAUAUUUUCAUGAUAAUCCUCAUAAAAGAAUAGAAUGUUCAAGAAAAAGAAAAUCAAACUCAUUUAGGCCAAAUGGAGAGUUAAAGAAGAGAAAAAGUGAUAAUAAUGUAUUGGAAUUUGUGGAUCUUGAUUGGAUAAUGGAUUCGGAUGAUUCAGUGUCAAUAUCUGAAGAUGAUGAUGAAGACACAGAUUUUGAUGAUUUGGAUUUUACAGACAAUGACUUGUUUUGCCCAGAGCCUGGAUGUACAAAGCGAUUUGCCAGUUCUGUGACUCUUGAACAUCAUAUAGCAAGGAAACAUGAUGAUCAGCUAUACGAAGAAAGAAAGUUCUGUCCUGUUGAAAGCUGUGAGAGGAGUUACUCAAACAAACAUAACCUAAUGACACACAUUAAAAAGGACCAUGGUGAAGUUGUUUACAAUGAAAUCAGAUCAGAACUAUAUGGUGUGAAACCUGAACCUGAAUCAGCGAUGGUUCGACCAGCAGGAACCUGUUUAAUGCCAACAGUUUGGCGAAAUCCUCUACAUUUAAUACCAUCACAUGUGAAAGAAAAAAUGUCUAAGACUUCAACUACUGAGCCUCCUAAAAAUGUCAAGGAAGUGGAGGACAUCAAAAAUAUUUUAUCAGAUUUUACUCAAACUGGACGAGGGUCUUCUUACUCUAUUUUAUCAAAUAAAUAAUAUAUAUAUUUCUAAAA